AUGGCGUUCCUCGAGGACCCUCGGCUCCGGCAGCGAUGGAACCAAAUCGCUCACGACGCCGAGGCCGUGACGGAGAACGCCGCCGCCGGCAUCUGGUCCUUCCAGCACAACUACAUCAACCCUUGCUUCGGCUCCAUCGCCGACUCCAUCGAGCAGUGCACGACGGUAUGCCUCGGCGACCCCGAUGAGCGACUGCGCCGGCGGCGCGAACGCGAACGAGCGCAUGGUGUGGCCGAGUACAGCUUCGACUUCUACGACGACUGGUACGAGGAGGAGAACGGCGCUGGUGGCGGGGGCGGAGGCCUGCUCGGCAGCUGGGGCGGCGAGGACUGGGACCGCCUCCUCGCGGGCACCGGGAGCGCGCGCAAGCACGCUGGCGGCGAAACAGCCGAGCAACCGCGUAGGAAACGGGGCAUGAGCUACGGCACCAGAGGGCCCCGGAGGAAGUCGAGCGAGCCGGACCCGACCAUCAUCCCUAGCACCCAGCCCAUCGGCUUCCUCAGCAAGCUGCCGUGGAAGAUGGGCGGCACCCUGCGGUACAAGCCGAGCGCCGCCGACCUGCAGGAGCAUCCCGGGAAGCACGAUCAGGGGCAUGGGCUCGCAGAGACGGAGCCCCUACUGGGGCCGGACACUGACUCGAAUGAUCCCCCGCUACGCGUAAUGCGCCAGCGUAGCGGGACGACGGGCUCCGGGGACACAUCUGAUUCAUACCGCUCCCGCGGCGACCUGUUCCCGAGCGACGGCGAAGGCGACGAAGACGCCGUCCCCCUAGACGACGAAGUGACCUACGACAUGAUACGAAAGGACGACAGGAGCAGUGGCAAGACGUCACGGACGCGUAGCAGCAAGGGCAAGCGGCCAGCAAAUGGGCUCGCGACGAGGACGGUGUCGAGGACCACGCUGGGCUCCAGCAUGUCGGGCGAGUCACCCGAGCUGGACCGCACCAUGAGAUCCCUGCCCGCCACGCCCGACGCCGAGCGCGUACUGUCUCUGGAAGACCUGGAGCGGGAAGAAGAGCUGCUGCGGCAGGAAGAAGAAGAGGAGGUGGCGAGAAGAAAGGAAGCGGCAACGCAACUGGCGGCUCGGAUGGGGCUGGGGAACGACGCCGGAACCCAUCCUAGGUCCGGAACAAAUGCGAGCUCCUCCGAAGGAGGCUUUGACCCCGGCCCCGAGUCCGAGCCUAUUGCACACGAGCAGGACACCAACGGGCAAGGCUCGGGAGACCGGGGGCACAGGAAACCGGAGGAUGACCCCCCUACACCAGCAGGAGAUGGUGUCGGACGGCGGCAAGGUGGAGAGACGAAAGGUACACGGGAGCUGGACUUUCAUGCCGCGCGUCUGCCUAACUUUGGGUGA
This is a messenger RNA of Purpureocillium takamizusanense, 1356 nucleotides long. RefSeq lists its product as uncharacterized. The record is from RefSeq and is a predicted model, not a curated record. The transcript has a single exon. The coding region runs from base 1 to 1356 and encodes 451 amino acids. NCBI's taxonomy places the organism in Eukaryota, Fungi, Ascomycota, Sordariomycetes, Hypocreales, Ophiocordycipitaceae.